GUCAGCACAGCACAUUGGACAGCACAGCCCUGCCCUCAGAACCAAACUACAAGAUCAACAAGGGCAAAGCUGUUUUCUCGUUGUCCCCAACAGCAACCCGUUGCCCUUAAACGAAGGAGCGUCCUUCCUCGAAAGGUUGAACAGUUUGCAGGUGUCCACUCCAAAGGAUCCAUCACAUCUUCUCAUCUGAUACUCAGUCUUUGGAUUUAAACCUUUCCCUUACUCAACCAUGACUGUUUCAGUCUUCUCCAGUCUUGGGUUUAUAUGCUCUCUGAAUGUCCUGCUUCUGAUGUUGACUGGUUUGAGCUUGAGCAGUCCCAUCAGAUCUCCUGAGAACCAUCACAGGGCUUCAGUCGGUAGGGGCGUGGGUGAUAAUCCGCUACUUGAUACGCAGGACAUUCUGAGCCAUUUUCUGUCCACAAUGAACCUCACAGAGCUGAGGCCCCUGCCCAAGCCCCUCGCUGCCCAUAAGGAGCCACCAGAGUACAUGCUGGAGCUGUACAACCGAUUUGCCCAUGACUACACUGCUGUGCCUUCAGCCAACAUUGUGCGCAGUUUCAAGAACGAAGACUCCUCCAUAUACAGUAUAACAACCAGAGGUGUAAGGAUACAUCCCCUGCUCUUCAACAUCUCAAUGCGCCCCCAUGAACACAUAACAAUAGCUGAGCUUCACCUUUUCACCCUGGUCCAGAGAGCCCAAAGACCAUAUGCUGGCAUUGACUGCAAGGUGACCAUCUACAAAAUACACGAAGGCAUUGUUUGGACAAAAGAGGUGGGGAAAGAAGGGAGAAGGAGGGCUAAAGAGGAGGUGGUAGAGAUGAAGGAUUUGGAGGAACUGGUGACAAAGCAUAUCCAUGCCAAAGAUAACAGCUGGGUGUCAUUUGACCUGACUCAUGUGGUUACACUCUGGCAGAAGUCAGGGUGUGCAACUCACAGACUGGAGGUUCAUAUUGUAGGUCUGGGGUCAGAGGAAGAAGGGGCCACACAAGAGGUCACAGAGGAGGGCGGGAGGUUGGUUGAGAUUGAUAUCGACAGGAGGUUGGAGGGGAAACACAAUGCAGUGAUCAUUGUCUUCUCCGACGAUCAGAGCAGAGACCACAAAGUGGAUAAACAAGAGCUCAACCAGAUGAUUGAACAUGAGAAUGACCUUCCUGAAAACAUGGGCCUCAGCCAACAGCCUUUAUGGGGGCAUGUUAAUCACGACACUGGCCUCACUGACCAGGACGAGCUGGACAAACAGUCUCUCCUGCAACUGCAGUCCAACCUUAUCUAUGACACACCUUCCCGAAUCCGUCGCAAUGUUAAGAGCGAGUCAUGCAAGAGGACCCCACUGUUUGUGGAUUUUAAAGACAUUGGCUGGGAUACGUGGAUCAUCCAGCCUCUGGGUUAUGAGGCAUAUGAGUGCAACGGCGUGUGCAACCCACCUAUGACCUCUGAGGUCUCGCCUACCAAACAUGCCAUUGUGCAGUCACUGCUGAGUGUUAAGAGUCCAGAGAAGGUAUCGCGUGCCUGCUGUGUACCCACUAAGUUGGAGCCAAUCUCACUCCUUUAUCAUGAAAACGGUGUGGUCACUUUCAAACACAAGUAUGAGGGAAUGGUGGUGGCAGAGUGUGGCUGUAGAUAGUCAUAAUGGAUAGUAAGUGAUGCUAUUACACAGAGACAGACUGUGCACUGACGAUGGAGCUAAAUAAAUGAUCUAUCUAUCUAUCUAUCUAUCUAUCUAUCUAUCUAUCUAUCUGUCUAUCUGUCUAUCUAUCUAUCUUCAUGUGCUUGUUUCCACAGUAUCUCAGAUCUCAUACAGUGGUGUGUAAAAACACAAGUCUAGACUUAGUUGUAAAUUAGGGAUGGACACAGAUCUGUGCUAUAUGAUGUACAUUUGUAAUUGUAUAAAGGUAAAUCAGUUGUUAUUAUUACAUUAUUGUAGAAUACAAAGCUUUCAAAAUAUCCUUUUGAAACAGUCUGAGGUGAUUUAUUGUAAUUAUUUGCAGAUUUUUGGAUUUCAGAAUGGUUUUGCGUAAGUUUCACAAUUUAUUGUACAUGAGAGUAGCUGACCAUGUUCUUGCAAAAAUGGCAUCAGUGCCAUGUGACAAAGUAACAGGCAAAAGAAGAAGAGAAAAGAAAGAAAACAAACAUCCUAGUAAACAAGCCUCUUCCACCUUUUACAAAUGAACUGAGCCCCAAAGUCAAAAGGUUAAAAAAUGAUAUCACUCAUAGUGACAACCUUCUUAGUAAAUUAUAAAAAUUUAUUUGAGAUCCAUCACAAAUCUGCACUACAGUGCAAUGCUUCAGAAUACAGAAUCUGACAAUCCUUUGGGUUAUUUCAGUGCUGAUGCUGGCUGCCUUUUCAUCCCACAGUUUUCUCAAAACUUAUUCUACUUUAUGGUAGGCCACCAGAUUAUAAUGAUUUGCACUACCGAUAGUAUAUUUCAAACAUGAAAAAUUUCUUAAAUUCAGCUAUAAUUGAGUCGUAGUCUUUACAAAUAGAUUAACAUGCUGCAGAUUUCUAAAUGGUAUAAUUUAUUUUUAUGCCUUAUGGCAUAAAAAAGCUGAUCUUUUUCCUCUUGUUUAGUUGCAGAAAAUAUAUUUUUGCUGGCUUUUAAUCUUUAGGAUUUCUUGUCUGAAAACUGCGCAGUUUCUCUUGCCUAACAUUUGUAUCGACUCCUGUGAAAUCUUUCUUUGCACCUCAGCCAUUCACAUCCUGCUUUUGGUUUUCCACCUACAUUAAUCCUAUUAUGCUUGUUAAAAUAAAACAUCUGAAAACAAGUAUAUUCACUG
This is a messenger RNA of Scatophagus argus, 2775 nucleotides long. Its product is annotated as bone morphogenetic protein 10-like. Gene Ontology annotation, cellular component: extracellular region. Gene Ontology annotation, molecular function: cytokine activity; growth factor activity. The coding region runs from base 230 to 1624 and encodes 464 amino acids. The transcript is spliced from 2 exons. The record is from RefSeq and is a predicted model, not a curated record. NCBI's taxonomy places the organism in Eukaryota, Metazoa, Chordata, Actinopteri, Scatophagidae. Gene Ontology annotation, biological process: BMP signaling pathway; SMAD protein signal transduction.